Molecule: messenger RNA, 1317 nt
Organism: Marmota monax (woodchuck)
Lineage: Eukaryota; Metazoa; Chordata; Mammalia; Rodentia; Sciuridae
Gene: Pigx
Product: phosphatidylinositol glycan anchor biosynthesis class X
Exons: 8
Coding region: 1-1167 (388 amino acids)
Biological process (GO): GPI anchor biosynthetic process
Cellular component (GO): endoplasmic reticulum membrane
Source: RefSeq, a predicted model, not a curated record
AUGGAGGCCGGAGCACUCCAGGACCAAGCACGGGCGGAGGAGGCCCGCUCCGAGCGAAAACCGCCAGCUCUCAGGCUUGAGAGCCUGGUCCAGGGCCCGCUGGGCGGCCCGCCCUCCCGAACCCCUCGAACCGUUCCCACAGCAACAGCUCGGGUGCACGUCACGACGCUUGCGUCGCUCCUUGCCCCGCCUCCUACCGGGGCCGCGGGAGGCGGGGCGGCACGAGAGCGCAUUUUGGAGCCGGCCCCGCCGCUUUACGUUUCGCGGGAGCUUUGUGGUGCCGGUGCUGUGGAGAACUGGGAAAUUGAGCUGCGUGAGGCGUGUGUAGGCUCCUUUUUGCGUCUGCAUCUGGUCCCCGCGCUCCUCUCGGGCGUCCGCCCGCCCGCCGGCGUCCUGGCUGCCCGGGCCGUGGCUGUCCGGGUCGUGGCCUGGCUGCUCCUCGGGGCGGCUGGGCUCACCCAAACGCUUGCCGCCAACUCCUCUGACGCCCCCUUCGGUGCUGGCAUAAGGGCCACUUGUUCUGAAAUUAUUUUAAGGCAAGAAGUUUUGAAAGAUGGUUUCCACAGAGACCUUUUAAUAAAAGUGAAAUUUGGAGAAAGCAUUGAGGACUUACAGACCUGCAGACUCUUAAUUAAACACUAUAUCCCAACAGGACUUUUUGUGGAUCCUUAUGAGUUGGCUUCAUUACGAGAGAGAAACAUAACAGAGGCAGUGAUGAUUUCAGAAAACUUUAAUAUAGAAGCCCCAAACUAUUUGUCCAAGGAAUCUGAAAUUCUCAUUUACGCCAGACAAGAUGCACAGUGCAUUGAUUGUUUCCAAGCCUUUUUGCCUGUGCACUAUCGUUAUCACCGGCCACAUAGUAAAGAUGAAGAAACAUUUGUUAUAGUCAACAACCCAGAUUUAUUGAUGUAUUGUGACCAAGAGUUCCCGAUUUUGAGGUGCUGGGCUCAGUCACAAGUGGCAGCUCCUUGUGCUUUGAAGAGUAAGGAUAUAUGCCAGUGGAACAACAUGAAGUAUAAAUCAAUAUAUAAGAAUGUGACUCUACAAGUUCCAGUGGGACUGACUAUACAUACCUCUUUAGUAUGUUCUGUGACUCUGCUCAUUACAAUCCUGUGUUCUACUUUGAUUCUUGUAGCUGUUUUCAAAUAUGGUCAUUUUUCUUUGUAAAUUUUAUGCAGUUUAAUGUUUUCUAUAAACCAAAAAAGAUAUGUUAAUGUGACUAGAGGUGUUCUUCCAGAAUUAACUCAUUGCUUUGUUAUUUUUUUCUUUUUUUGAGGCAACAACAGAGGUAGUCAUUAUUAAAAGAACUGAAAUAAA